This is a messenger RNA of Papilio machaon (common yellow swallowtail), 1214 nucleotides long. RefSeq names its product DNA ligase 1-like. The transcript is spliced from 2 exons. The record is from RefSeq and is a predicted model, not a curated record. The coding region runs from base 10 to 855 and encodes 281 amino acids. NCBI's taxonomy places the organism in Eukaryota, Metazoa, Arthropoda, Insecta, Lepidoptera, Papilionidae.
AUCGGCAUAAUGAGUUCCUCAAGUACUGAUGAUACGGCUAAUGAGGAAAAGGAAGAAAAAAUGAAAAGGUUCUCCAAAUUAAGACAUAUGAUUAGAAAGAAGCGCGAAUUAAGGCAAAAGAAAAAGAGUAAAAAACCCACGCAAAUGAUUUCAAUGUCGCCAAGUCAACUACGUCGUAUUUCUAACUCAAAAACGAAAGAACGCCCAAAGAGUUUAAAGGAGCAUUUGAUAGAAUAUUUAAAGGAAAAAAAAUAUAUAGAAGACAUUAAAGGGAAAAUUGAGAAAAAAGAAGAGCAGAAGAUCGAAGAACGUUACCUCGAUUACAACGAAGACAAAUCUAAAGUGAAAGUAAAGGCUAAAGAAAUCAGAGACUUCACACAAGAACAAGAAAGACAUAAUCGAAAGAAGAAAAUUAAUAAAAAGCAAAAUAUCCCCCUUUCACGGAGACCUUUAAAGAAAAGAAAUAAAAAGGGAAUAGAUAAAAAUGGAAAUAUUCUCAAAAGUAACACAUAUAACACUUCAUCUAAUUUAGUUCAACCAAAAAUUCAACCUAAGUUAGAUAUAGACCAUAUUGUUAAUAAAUGUGCCAAUGAAUUCAAGACUUCGAUAAAAAAUAUUAUAGAAGAGUAUGCUAAUUCUGUGAUUGAGCCUAAUUCAGUAAAUAAUAACGGAAUUGAUGAAAGUACAUCUAAAGAAAGUCAAAGACAUGAUUCAACGAACGAUGAAAUACUAAAACCUUAUUCUGACUGGAGCACAGAUUCUGACAAUCAAUCUGACAUUAUGACGCAAGAAGACGAGGACUUAGAAAUACAAGUAAGCAAUCGAAAACUGUUGAAGCAACCUUUAUUAGAAUAAUACACAAAUACAAAUUACAAUAUACAAAUAGUUAAUGUUUACUGCAAAUAAAGGACUAAUGGAUCAUAAGAAUUUUUUAUUACUAUUUUAAUACCGAUCUUAACGUUACAUUAAAUUUUAUAUGAAACCUUAAACAGUUUUAUGUCAAUACCCUUUUAGUUUGACCAUUCCAAAAUUUAAUGUAAGCGGUUUAAUUAGUGUGGAAUAAACCAAACGGAUUUUUUUCAAUCGGUUACAAGCGACCAAAACCAGAAAAAUAAUGACAGCAUAUUAUAUCGUUUAUAAUGACCUUCAGGCAACAUCCUAGAAUUUAUUAUCUCCGUCAUUGAACGAAUUUAUCAAGUUAGGUUAUCCUGCAG